UCCUUGCUUGUCACGUGUCAAAACAAACGGUCGCUGUUCCUGCUACAAUUGUGGUUCCUAUCUAAAGUUUGGUGCUGAUUGUUUUGUCUGUUUGUCAGUGAAAUUUUUGAAAUUUUGACACCGUCUCCAGUUUUAAUAGCUACCUAAAAUCACGCUGACUAACACUUUGUAAUUUUCCUGGUGUUCUCGAGCCGUGUCUAUCAGGAUCAAUGGCGUCCUAUCUAACAGAGUGGGUCACGUCAUGUUUGAACAUAAUUUUGACAGCCACUGCACUCUACUACUCUUACAAACUAUUUAAGGUCCACAGAGCACCUUCAGUAGGCUUCUUUCUGCUUGGGAUCUCUGCAGCAAUUUCCAUCUUGCAUCCCUCCAGCCCCUACCUCACCUCCCUGCAGAGAGAAGCAGAAUGGGCUGCUGAGGUGCUGGCUCCAGUGUUGGUCUCCUUUGAUUUCCUUUGGCUCAGUCAGGACCGUAACACAGCACAGAUUCUCCUCUGUGGUUCUUGCCUGCUGCUCGGACUCUCUGACUGGCUCUCAGCAGAUACUCUCACAAUUAUGACUCGCUGUCUGGGCCUAUCAUCCCUCUCCUGCUGCCUGACGGUGUGUUUGUUUGCUGGUAAUGCUUCAGGGGCCUUUGGGAGCAUGGCCCUCAGCCUCCCCUUACUGCUGACUCAUAGGUUUGGAACAAAAACUUUUGCUCCUCUGCUUUUUCCAGUUGCUACAGAAGGACUGAUGAAGUGUCUUUUAAAGGGGUCACUGUUGAUAGGCUGUUGGGUGUCAACUCUUGCUCUUGGCAAGUUUCUGUUGGAUGUGACUGACCAAGCUGUCUAUUUAAGUUCAUAGAAAUCUCCUAAAUGUAGGUAUUUUUGACGUUGACAGAUGUGACUGACAAACUAGAACAAUGCAGAAAUCUAUUGUGCCUAUUAAUGUGUCAAUAUAAUAAAUAAUAGCUCCAGUAAUAGUUUGUUCAAUCUUCUCUAGGAUUUGACGUUUAUCUUUUUCCUGCAUCAUCAUGCAGCAUUUUUAUGGCUCAUAAUGAGCUUUUGGGGAGUAAACGAAACAUGGCAGUAAGCAUGUAUGCAGUAAAGACAGUGAGUCUGUGUUACUUUAUUUAAGUGAAAUCUAUGCACACUGUCUUUUGAUUACAAAAAUACUUGUGUAAAUUAAUACCCAGUUAAUAUAACUGGUUAAAAAAAAAUCCCAUUUGAAGGUAUGGGGGUUUGCUGUGGACUGGUCUCAUAUCUCUACCUUUUGCCUCCUUGUCUCCUCUGACCUUUGUCUACCUGCUCUGUAAGACACACACUGUUUCUGUGUGUGUGAUGAUGUCUUAUCCUCACCUCACUAGGAAAGGAAUCAAGGAUGUAAGAAAUAAGUUUGCGGGUGGGGGUGGGGGGUUGUUGAGUGUGAUACCAAAAAGUUACACAUGAUUUAUGAAUUUGAAACAUAUCUUUUGAAAAACCCAAGAAACCUAAGGUGCCAGCUUAGGGUGUGGGAAGCUGAAACUUUUAAUGGGAUUUAAAAAUGUGAUUUUAACUGAUUAAUGGGGGCUCAUAGAAAGGCAUCAAGGUUUAUGGUUCAUCAUCUUAGAGAUCACAUGUACUAAAGCAUAGCAUAGUUUUAUACAGGAAAUAUUUAUGCAAGAAAUAAAAUGUAUCCUCCUAAAUACAUGUUGAGUUACAUGUUACAGUUAUUGUUAUGGCCUUUUAGAAAAAUGUCCAAACAUUUAAGAAAUUGAUUUAAUUCUGGAUGAAAUUAAAGAUGGGAAAAUUGUCCAGCAUGAAAGUACUACAGUAUGAAUACUACAAUAGUCAUUUUUGUAAUGCUUGUUUUUGCUUGCCUCUGCAUUUCCUGGAACAUACAGCCAAACCAAGAGAACAUGACUGAAGAUACCCUUUUUUUUUUUUAGAUGUGUUGUGUUUGACUAUUCUGUAGAUGUCAUUUGUAUAUUUGAACUUCCUGUAUGAAUUUCCUUUUUAGCAUGGUUCUUCCAUCUUCCGGCUCUUCUAACAGUUUUAAUGUUGUGGUUUCCAGCUGCCUCAGAGUCUGGGUGAUAUUUGUUCUGCAGACUCAGCACGAUGUCUGUUUAAGAAAAAAAAAAAAUCUGCAGUGGUCGAAGGUUUUGGCCCAGCUCUUACCUCAUAACGACUGUUUGAUUCUUAUCAGUUCAUUUAAACAACGAAAAAAAACUUUCUUAGUUUGUAUCAGCUGUCUUGGUACUUGAAACAACCUGGCCUGUUUAAACCACCCUUGUUUCACUGUGUCCCAUGUCAUUUACAUUGACCUUGUGAGAUAUUGAUAUUCUUUACAGUGAUUUGUAGUGGACGCUGCAGAGGCUCCCUAAAGAUUUCAGGGGUGUGAGCAGCUUCCUCAGCAGUUUUUUUUUUUCUUUUUGCAGUAUAUGUGCAAGCAUCUGUGCCUUUCUCUGGGACUGCCUAUGUCAGUCUUCAGGGAAAAGAUGAACACUGAUGCUUUUUACCAUUUUUCUGGGAAGUCCAAAAUGUUAUGGUAAUUGUUGCCUUUUAAAGUGUUAGUUUUCUAUUUUUUGACCAUUUAGAAGUGUGACAUUUUGUAUUUAACUUGUUAAAUAAAUAAACAUGUAAAAAAACUAGUCAUAGUUAUGUAACCUGACAGCUUCUUACUGUUGUGCCAUCUAUCAUUGUUAAACCACUUCUUUAGUCCUUGAAACCAUUCCGAUGUUUUCAGAUGCAUGAAGCUGCAGCUUCUGAUUUUUCCGAGCGCCUUUUAUGGUCACUGUCACCCCUGACUGCGACCACUGGCAUCAGACCUACAACCUCAAUCUGUCUCCAUGACUGCCUGUAUCUGUCACUUCACCACUGCAGCGCAGCGGGAAACUGCACUGAGCAUGCUCGCUGCAGAUGCAGCCUGUAGCUGGAGCAAAGUGGAGAAAAGGGGAGGAGAGAGGAGAGGACGGUUGGGAAGGAGGCACAGAGGAGCUGCAUGCAGCUGUGAGAUGCUGUUGCAGCUCUGAGAACAAGAGCUGCACGGGAAGAGUCAUCACUGGGAAUACAGAUGGAAGCUGAAAGUGGAAUACGAACGACUGGAAUGUUGGAGAGUCGACACCAAAGAGGAGAAUUCAUUUGAUAAGAGACUCUUGGGCAGCGUGGAGAUGUAUGCCUUUUACUCCCUUUUGGUCUACAUCUUCUACACUGUCUUUAAGAAGGAGGAGGAGGAAGCCUUGGAAGGGGCGUGUGGAGAUUCCCCAGAUGAGCCAGGACCUGUUUCCAUGGAAACAGGGAGCAGGAGGAGAGAUGGCCACACCCCCAAAGUGGGAAAAAAAGCUUGUGCUCGCUUUAGUGAAUCAAGCAGCAGCAGUGACACAGAUGAAAUGAGCAAUGAAGAUGAGGAAGACGCCCCUGACAUCCCAGCUUGCACUCCUCUGGCCGCUUUUCUAUCUUUCAAGCAGGAUGCUGAGAAGAGAAGAGCUUCCCAGGUUCAGCUCGAAACAACAGAAAAGUUGGCAGAGUCUCCCCUGGUGGCAGUGAUGUCCCACUUGCUGAGUUUUCUGGAGCAGUAUUCCCAUUUCCAGCAACUGCAGCAGCAGGCUGACCAGUACCGGGUCCAGCUGAAGAGGCACCGAGUCCAGCACCGCCGCCAGAUGAAGGCUCUCCGAGCCUCCUACCGCCAGCGUCUCCGGGACAAGAACAGCAUCAUCAGCAGUCUGGAGGAGGCCAUCAGCCAGCAACAGUGCCCCAGUCCAAUGAGUGAGGCUGAGUCUAGCAGUGAUGAAGGGGCACAAGCUGGGGUUCACAGGCUGGUGCAGUCUCUGCAUGGCCUGCAGGGUGAGAGGAGUAAGCUGAGAGGAGAACUCCGUCUGCUGCACUCCCAGCUGGAGCAGAAAGAAAGGGACAGACACUCUCGUAUUCAAGCCUUUCAACAGCAGAUUGAUGAGCUGAAGAGCUGCAUCGAGGAGCGUGAGGAGGAGCUGUCAAGACUGAGAACAGCCACUGGGGCCACGGACUCGGAGAAGCGGGUCCUGUGUCUGUCAGCAGAGAAUGAGAGUCUGAAACAGAGCCUGAGCGUAACCCAAGGCCUCCUGCAGCAGCUCUCAACCAUCCCCUCCCAGUCGAGCACCAUGCUCAUCAAGGAAAAUGAGAACCUCCGUGGCAGAGUGCAGCAGCUGGAGCUCUCCCUACAGCAGCGUGCUGAGCAGCUGUCGCAAAUGGAGCGACGGAGUGAACAAAGCGAGUGGAGAAGAGGCGAGGAGCUGAGGAAGAGAGAGGACAGAGUGAGAGAGCUACAGCUGGAGUUGGAUAGAGAGCGAGGCAAGGAGCCAGUUAUUAAGUAUGUCACGCAGACCGUGGAGGUGGAAUCUCCAGCCACAGUAAAGCAGCUAACCAAAGCCAGACAGAGGAAUGAGUUGUUGUCCGAAAGGCUGUCCGGUCAGAAUGAGCGGUGCAAACAGCUGGAGGAACAGAUCAGGAAGUCAGACGAAUACAGCUGUAAUCUGCAACACAAGAUUGCGGCGUAUGAACGAGAAAUCAGUAAACUGAAAGAGGAGCUGCUGAAAGAGAUUGGCCACUUAGAGGAGAGGAAGGAGGAGGCUGUGAAGGCUGCUGCAAACUGCUCAGCAGAACACUUUCAGAACCUGCAGGACCAAUUCUUCAGCUUGCAGAAGCGUCUGACAUCACUUCCUCCAACUUUACGCUCUAUGAAGACAGACUACGCCAGCCUGAGGAGCCAGGUUCGAAAUUUCUCAGAGUUUUAUGGAGCAGCUAUCAGCGAAGCAAAAAAACAGAUUUCAGCUGCUAUUAGUGAGAUGUCUGAAGCCAACAAAGAUCUCCUGGAGAAAUAUAGGAAAGAAGUCGCACUGCGCAGGAAGUAUCACGAGCAGCUGGUGGAGCUUAAAGGCAACAUUCGCGUGCUGUGUCGCGUGAAGCCGGUGCUAAAGGAGGACCAGCACGAGGAGGGCCACUCGGUGGUCGUGACGACGGACCCCAACAACGAGUCCUCGCUCACGGUGCUGAGCAAAGGAAAGGCUCGCAUCUUUGAAAUGGACAAAGUCUUCCACCCACAGUCCACACAGGAAGAGGUCUUCCAGGAGAUUGAACCUCUUGUGACGUCCUGCAUCGAUGGAUACCACGUCUGCAUAUUUGCUUACGGACAGACAGGCUCUGGAAAAACCUACACUAUGGAGGGUACUGUGGAAAACCCAGGUAUCAACCAGCGAGCACUGAAACAUCUUUUCAGUGAGAUUGAGGAGAGGAAGGACAUGUGGUCUUACAGUGUCACAGUCAGUUCUGUGGAGAUCUACAAUGAGGUGCUAAGAGACCUGCUGAGUAAAGAUGGAGAGAAACUGGACAUAAAGAUCAACCCGGACGGAACAGGACAGCUGCACGUGCCGGGCCUCAGGGUCAUCGAGGUAAAGAGCUUUCAGCACAUCAAAAAGAUUCUAGCAACAGCCCGAAGGAACAGGAUUACCUUUGGCACUCAGAUGAACCAGCACAGCUCCCGCUCCCAUGCCCUGCUUUGUAUCACUGUUCAGGGCACUGACCUCGCCACUGGUUCCAAAACCACAGGCAAGUUGAACCUGGUGGACCUGGCUGGCUCGGAGAGGGUGUGGAAGUCUGGUGCAGAGGGAGAGAGGUUGAAAGAGGCCCAGAAUAUUAACCGCUCUUUGCUGGCACUGGGAGAUGUAAUUCAGGCACUUAGGGCUCGGCAGACCCACAUCCCCUUCAGGAACUCCCGUCUUACUUAUUUAUUGCAAGACUCCCUGGGAAAGGGCAGCAAGACUGUCAUGGUUGUGCAGGUUUCUGCUCUGGAGAGUAAUGUGGGAGAGACCUUGUGCUCGCUGAAGUUUGCUCAGAGGGUGUGCAAGGUGGAACUGGGUCCUGCUGCCAGGAAGAUUGAAUCGGGUGGAGGACAGUGUGACUGACAGCCUUGAACCACUAGCAGUGAAUGAAUCAGUCAGUACCAGCAAAUGAAAACUCCACACUAUCAACAAGAUUACGAGCAAUCGUGCUCAAGGGCUAAAUCUGCAGGCGUCUACUUGGCACCAAAUGCCAGCCUGCAAUCAAGGUUAAGUAUUGAGGAUUUUAUCCUCCGCUUUGCCAUUUUCUGCUUCUGUUCCCUUUAUUAUUAUUAAAAUCUGCAUGCAGGCGUAUUUAUUCUUCCACUCCGAGUGCCAAAACAUCAUCUAACUCGUCCCACUGUCAGAACUUUGAUGCUUCCUCUGAUCCACUCUAGCUCAGUUUCUUAAAUGCAAAAAUGCAGGAUCUGUUGUUUCCUGUGAUCAUCAGCGUUUAGAGCUACAAACAUGCUCAUACAGGUUUGACAAGCUUCCAGAGGCACAAUAUCAGCACUUCACUUUUUGCAGUAUUAGUCAUUCUGCUAUAAAUGUCUGUAGUUUGUAAGCUUUGUCGCCAAUGUGGUAUAUUUUUGAAGGUUGUAGUGUGUAGGAGAGUCUAUUAUGGGCUAUUAUUCAUAUCAAUGACAUUUAUGUCACAUGUUUGUGUAGUUUUUUGUGUGGAUUUCAGGUGAGCAGUGACUGAAUUUCUUUUUAGAUCUUUGAUAAGUUUUGUGUAAAGAGGGAAGCUGUUGGAGGGAGCAGGUGGCCUUGUAUUAGACUGGUAAUAUAAUCAGCUGUGCAAUAUCCUCCUUCUCGAGGAGACAGUUUGGGCCUAUUGAAAUCGAAGAUGCACUUUAUUGUGAAAGCAUAGGAGCAUUUCAGUUCAGGUCAGUGCAAUAGGUAUUAGUAGUGAAUGUCAUACCAAAAAUACAGCUUAUUGUUCAUAACUGUUUGUCAUGUUAUCACCCACUGAUUCAAAACUAACUUUUGAGUCAAAUGUAGCAAGACAUUAGUGUUGCAGUAACUACCAUGAGUGCUUAGGUGUCACUAAAUGAUGCUUUUCAGAACAUUUUCUGAAUAAAUGUGUAUUUAAGAAGU
Messenger RNA from Oreochromis niloticus (Nile tilapia), 6903 nucleotides. Its product is annotated as kinesin-like protein KIFC3. The record is from RefSeq and is a predicted model, not a curated record. Gene Ontology annotation, molecular function: microtubule motor activity; ATP binding; microtubule binding. NCBI's taxonomy places the organism in Eukaryota, Metazoa, Chordata, Actinopteri, Cichliformes, Cichlidae. Gene Ontology annotation, biological process: microtubule-based movement. The coding region runs from base 3127 to 5892 and encodes 921 amino acids. Gene Ontology annotation, cellular component: microtubule cytoskeleton. The transcript is spliced from 21 exons.